Molecule: messenger RNA, 282 nt
Organism: Spirodela intermedia
Lineage: Eukaryota; Viridiplantae; Streptophyta; Magnoliopsida; Alismatales; Araceae
Source: the annotation of a GenBank genome assembly
AUGAUCCACCACGAGAGGCUGAGCACCAGCGAGGCCCCCAGGAGGCCCAUCCCCAGCUUAUACACGGCCAGCCAGCUGAGCAGCAGGUGGAGGGGGAGCGUCGCGGCGGAUAUGUAGGCGCUGGGGGCGACGAUGCUCUGCGCCUGCAUGAACUUUUGGAUGGGAAAGUUGAAGGCGUAGGCGAAGACCUGAGGGAUGAGCCCAUAGACGAAGGUGGAGGCGGCGGCGGCGAUCGCCGGCGACUGCCCCAGCGCCAAAAGAAUCGGCCUCGAGAAGGCGUAG